AUGCUCCAUAUAAAGAAGCAGCCUUGGUAUGGAAGACCUCUGAUUAGAUCAUUUCAGAGUUUGCUGAGGAAUACUGUUCUAGGAAAUUUUUUUUUCAGAGCUGUUGCCACACCAGAGACUGUGAAGAGUAUUCUGUGCCAGGUAUCAUCUGUGAUGACAUGGUUAACUGCCUCUUCUUCGCAGCUAAUGCUUGAAAUGGCGAGGGCUACCAGAAAAAUAAAUGAAAAGGACAAGACUGUUAAACUGGAAUUCUUAUUGGUAAUGAACAUCGAUCUAUAA
Ilex paraguariensis (yerba mate) is the source of this 279-nucleotide messenger RNA. NCBI's taxonomy places the organism in Eukaryota, Viridiplantae, Streptophyta, Magnoliopsida, Aquifoliales, Aquifoliaceae. The record is from the annotation of a GenBank genome assembly.